UCACGCGCUUUCCAGGAACCCGUCAGGAAGAAGAUAAACAAAACAAACCAGAGAGGAAGACGGCGUGGAUUGAGAAGAAAUGACAUUAACUUUUUCUAAACACGAUUUAAAUUUGGAGUUACAACCAUUUUUUCUAGUACAUGGGUUCCUUAAAGACAACAGUGAAUUGAGGAGGACAACUCAGCCAUACUUAAAAGUGCUGCUAAAGCCUCCAUAUUGAAAACAAGAACUCUUUUUUCCGUAUACUUACAAUCAAAUUUCCUCCAGAGAUUGACGAAGAGAUAAGGAGUUUGAGACAGGGGAGGUGGCAGAAAAGUUUCCGUCAAGGAACUGAAGAUCUGUGCUCGGCAAUGCCUCAGCCCAGCAUUAGUGGAAUGGAUCCUCCCUUUGGGGAUGCGUUUCAAAACUGCUCUUUUGCUGACCAGGCGCUGACCAGCACAGACCUGUUGGCAAACAGUUCUGACCCAGAUUUCAUGUAUGAACUGGAUCGGGACAUGACUUGCCGCCAGAGCCCUAGAGGAGACAUUUUCACAGUAGGGGACUGCAAGGACAUGGACAGCAUGGAUCAUCUACCUGAGCUGGCAGACAACGAGCCUGCUUACAGCUCAAACUUUGAGCAGUGGGACACGUACUGGGAGGACUUGACCAAGUACACCCGCCUCACCAGUUGUGAUAUCUGGGGCACCAAGGAAGUUGAUUUCUUGGGCCUUGAUGACUUUUCUAGCCCUUACCAGGAUGAGGAAGUGAUAGGUCAGACACCUACCCUUGCCCAGCUCAACAGUGAAGACUCACAGCCAGUUUGCGACACUCUUUACCAUCCGGACUUGUUGGUGGGUCAAAAGCAGCUUUUGUUUCCACCUUCCACCAUGGUGAAAAACACCAACAGACUCAGCAACUCUGCAACCAGCGCCUCAUCGAGUCGCAACCCUCUGCCGGACUUCGCCGAGGGAUCCCAGAAAGCUACCUGGCCUGUUGCCUCCAGCACUGACACGAUGGCCAAGGCCCAGUUUCUGGGUGCUAUCAAAGCCCCACCUGGGACUCUGGACAACAUGGAUUACGUUCGCAAAGCCAAGGUACGCAUCAGCGUACCACGUAAGCCUUUAGUAGAGAGCUCUACCCAGCCGGUUAGUGUUUCCACCUCUCCUCCUAUCGAGGAGCAUGAGUCGAAUGCUUCGCUGAUCGCUGAGGAUCCAGCCAUCGCCGCUAACAUGGCAUCCUCCAUUAUCUGUGAGAAGAGAGCCGAGACUCCUAAACGAGAGGUACCGAGUGCUCCUGGUCCAGAAGUAAGCACCAUGAGGACGGUGCCACACAAACUCCACUUCCCUCCAGCUGCCGGCAGUGAAGCCUUGAUCGCUGCGAGUGCCCUUGGAUCCGACACGUCCGCCGCUGACAAAAAGAAGGAGGAAGAGCACAACUACUCGUUAUUCUUAACCAGGGCCAGACUGGCAGGGAAGGCAACUGUUGACAUGGAAGAAGAAGAGGAGGAGGAGGAGGAGGAGGAAGAAGAAGGCGAAGAAGAGGAAGAGGAGGAAGAGGCAGAGGGACUGGACCUAGAUGAUGAAGACCAUGAUGAAGGGUUCGGCAGUGAACACGAGCUCUCAGAGAAUGAAGAGGAAGAGGAGGAGGAGGAUGAGGACUAUGAAGGCGACAAAGAUGACUACGUUAGUGAUGCAUUCUCAGAGCCAGGAUGUGACACUGAUAUGGUUGAUGAUGUCAAAGGCCUGACAGCUGGGAUUUCCAGGAAGAGGGGAAAGCGUAGAUACUUUUGGGAGUAUAGUGAGCAGAUCAUCCCAUCCAAACAGGAGCGCAUGCUGAAACCCUCCGAGUGGGACCGAGACACCCUUCCCAGCAACAUGUACCAAAAGAAUGGCCUGCACCAUGGUGAGAUAUUUUCUGUCCAUCUCAUAGGAAAAUACACAUUGAAGAAAUCGCGGCGGACGGAUGUGGAAGAUCUUACUCCAAACCCACGAAAACUGCUUCAGAUUGGCAAUGAACUCCGGAAGCUCAAUAAAGUUAUCAGUGACCUGACGCCCGUUAGUGAAUUACCCCUAACUGCUCGGCCUCGGUCUCGCAAGGAGAAGAACAAGCUUGCAUCCAGGGCCUGCAGGCUGAAGAAAAAAGCUCAGUAUGAAGCCAACAAAGUCAAGUUAUGGGGCCUUGGAACUGAAUAUGAUCGUUUGCUCUUCGUGAUCAAUGCAAUCAAAGAAGAGAUAGUCAACAGAGUUCAGGAUAUCUCAAAUGACAAAGAAACAAGCAUGACAGAGAAGUUGGAUAAACUCAUUGAUGAUACCCUAGUGCAGCCACCAGUGGCUGGCCAGACUUCAGACUUUGUGAAUCAGAUCCUGGAGAACACUGGGAAAGGAGAUCCCACCGGAGGGCUGGUGGGGUUGCGUGUGCCCACAUCGAAAGUGUAA
Molecule: messenger RNA, 2414 nt
Organism: Megalobrama amblycephala (Wuchang bream)
Lineage: Eukaryota; Metazoa; Chordata; Actinopteri; Cypriniformes; Xenocyprididae
Gene: crebrf
Product: creb3 regulatory factor
Exons: 9
Coding region: 351-2414 (687 amino acids)
Biological process (GO): regulation of transcription by RNA polymerase II; response to unfolded protein
Cellular component (GO): nucleus
Molecular function (GO): DNA-binding transcription factor activity, RNA polymerase II-specific; RNA polymerase II transcription regulatory region sequence-specific DNA binding
Source: RefSeq, a predicted model, not a curated record